Molecule: messenger RNA, 1743 nt
Organism: Lachancea lanzarotensis
Lineage: Eukaryota; Fungi; Ascomycota; Saccharomycetes; Saccharomycetales; Saccharomycetaceae
Gene: TGL3
Product: LALA0S10e00430g1_1
Exons: 1
Coding region: 1-1743 (580 amino acids)
Biological process (GO): lipid metabolic process
Molecular function (GO): triacylglycerol lipase activity
Source: RefSeq, a predicted model, not a curated record
AUGAUUAAACUAUAUUUCCUAUCGGUGUUCUAUUCGGCACUCAAUCACAUCCCGCCAUUUGUAUGGGCCGUUCUCCAUGUGGUUGCAGACAUAGUUCAGUUUUGGAUGCGACGACUAAUGAAUUAUUUUCGCCCAAAAUCUAGAAACCUGUACCAUGGAGCUAUCACCGAACUUGAGCGCUGCGACACGUAUCAUGACUGGUAUAAUAGAGCUGCAGUAGUGGACGAAAUAACGGGUGCAGACUUGUGGCGUCGCAAUUUUUACUCUCAACGAUACGAUGUUAACUCCGUUCUCGAACAAUAUGCGGUAUUGGAUGAAGCUCUUGACGAGCAAGAUGCUCACACCAUCGUUCAACGGUUCAGCACUACUGGUCCCUCAAUGCUGCGGAAUUUCGCUGGUAUCGUGGACAAAAGAUUAUUCACAAAAUCCUUGAUUGGAACGAAACUGUUGAUAGAACAGUACCUAGACAAAGUGCUGGAAUGCUUACAGUUCUUGUGUGAGACUCCGGUAGUUGCAAGGACCUCCUUCUUUCAAAGAUGCAAGCUGUCUUUGGGAACAACAGCCUUCAUAUUGCAAGGUGGCUCGUUGUUUGGCUUGUUCCAUUUGGGAGUCAUCAGAGGCCUACUAGACCAGAAGUUGUUACCAAAUAUUAUCAGCGGUAGCUCUAUGGGAGCCUGCAUUGGCAGUAUGUGCUCUGUACUGACUAAUGAUGAGCUUUUUAUGCUGCUCUCUGGUGAUAAUCUUCUUAAUGCAAUCAAGUCUGACCUCGAACUCUUGAAAAAAUGUGGCUACGGUAACAUCGAUCAAGAUAUGAACCUCGGCUCCCUUUUGCAAAACGUUAUUCACCGCGGUUACUCAAAGGAUGUUUUCCUUUUCAUUAACUUCGUGAACAAGGUUGUGAUAAAAGAUCUCACUUUCGAAGAAGCGUUUCAACGCACUGGUAAGAUUCUCAAUAUUAUCGUUCAUCCAACCGAUCGCAAUAGGUGUCCAACACUAUUGAAUUAUGUGACGACGCCCAACGUUCUCAUCGCUUCGGCUAAUGACUGUAGUCUAGGCUCUGAAGUUGUUUCGAGUGGUACCAAACUGUUGUGCAAGAACUUGAAAAAUGAGAUUGUCGACUACCUUCCAGACACAGGAGACAGACGCGUAGUGUUUUUGACGCCUCAAAAUGCCAGUGAAACCGGGCUCGCUGAAAGUCCGUACACGAGGUUGACCGAACUCUUCAAUGUGAACAAUUUCAUAGUAUCACUGGCUCGUCCUUACCUCGCGCCUUUGGUUAUGAAUGACUUGAAGCAUGAGAUCAAAACGUCGAAAUACUAUUAUUAUAAACACUAUCCGACCACCGAUAUGAGUAAUUUCACACCUUUACAACUAUCCAACAUGAAUGAAGUCGAACCUUUGGGUUUCAAAUUCAGAUACCACUUGGAACGAAAGCUCAAACACAUUGCAACCAUGGAGUUUCGUCAUCGAGUUGAUGUUCUUGAUAACUUGGGAAUACUGAGCCAUUGGAUUAAGAGGCUUGCCAUCGAUGAGAAGACACCGAGAUCAGCUACCGAAAUUACCAUAGUACCAAAUAUGAAAAGUUUGUCCUUUAGCAGGGUUAUCGAAGGACAGCUUGACAACAUACCUUACUGGAUCAAAUGUGGAGAACAAAGCUGCUGGCCAGUUUUGGCAUUAAUAAAGACCCGCUGUGCGGUAGAAUUUGGUCUUGAUGAGAUCAUUAAAGCCAAAAGAAGUAUUUGA